Messenger RNA from Anastrepha obliqua, 735 nucleotides. Its product is annotated as probable serine/threonine-protein kinase clkA. The coding region runs from base 1 to 735 and encodes 244 amino acids. The record is from RefSeq and is a predicted model, not a curated record. Lineage: Eukaryota; Metazoa; Arthropoda; Insecta; Diptera; Tephritidae. The transcript is spliced from 3 exons.
AUGCUAACGAAUAAAAUAGACACUCCAUUCAGGAUUCAUGUCGAUCAGGGCAUAUCUAUGCAUGCUUUACAAACGAAAUAUUCAAAUAUUAAAGCACUGGACGACCCCAGAGCUAUUUUACAGAGGUAUAGAAAAAAUUCGAACAAUACCUAUAACAAACAGGGUAACACUAACGCUAACACCAACACUAACGCUAACACUAACACUAGCACCACUCAUAAAAACGCAACCCAGAAUAAUCAGUUUGCUAGUAAUAAUAACAAUACCAAACAGAAUCAGGGUGGCCGGCCAAACACCAAUAAUAACGCCGGCCCACCUCAGAGUGACCAAGUCAACCAACAGUCGUAUAAUAGGUCACAACCCACCCAAAACCCAAAUUUUAAACCUAACUAUAACAACAAGGGUAACAGCUCAAAACAGACAAGAAUGUCUCAUAUGAGCGUUGACACUCAAAAGAAUGAUCCCACACCCAUGGAGAUUGGGACUUUAGAAGAAAAUCAGGCAGAAGAAGAAGAGAAAGAACAGUCCGAUAGUGAUAAUGAUUCAGAUUUUGUUUGCGCACAAAAUAUUCCAAGUGGUUCAAACGGUCGGAGCAUAGAAACAAGUCACGAUAUUGGAUGUGAAAAUUUAAGUGAAACUUCAAGUACACCAGGUUCGGCGAUAAACAGAGAAUUGGUUGGUGUCAGUAAAAUUCUCUUUAGUGAAAAAUUUUUCAAAAUUGUGGAGACGGCUUAA